Messenger RNA from Haemorhous mexicanus (house finch), 5508 nucleotides. It is a transcript of the gene IL2RB, whose product is annotated as interleukin 2 receptor subunit beta. Gene Ontology annotation, cellular component: membrane; external side of plasma membrane. The record is from RefSeq and is a predicted model, not a curated record. The coding region runs from base 306 to 2078 and encodes 590 amino acids. Gene Ontology annotation, molecular function: protein binding; cytokine receptor activity. The transcript is spliced from 10 exons. Gene Ontology annotation, biological process: immunoglobulin mediated immune response; cytokine-mediated signaling pathway. Lineage: Eukaryota; Metazoa; Chordata; Aves; Passeriformes; Fringillidae.
UCUCAGUCUGACAAGGCAGGCAAGCAGCAGCUUCCUGUGCACAGGUGAGAGGGAGAAGACAGACACCAUGCAGAGACAUAUGAGAGGAACAGCUAUGGAGCAGAACUGCCGGGCUGAAGGCACCACUUCUCUUGUGGACAUGCACUGAGCCAGGAUAUCUGCCUUCAUCACUCUCCCUCUUCCCCCUCACCCUUCCCCUCACUGUUUGACAUUCAGCACCUGCUGCCGUCCAGCCUCACGACCCCAGGGACUCCCUUCGUCAGGACUGCUCAGUGCCCGGAGCUGGAAGUGUGUCACCAGUACUGAUGAAGCCUUCAUUGCUGCUUCUGUCUCACCUCUGCCUGUUCAGCCUCAUGCCUCCCUCAUGGUCAUCAGACUCAGCACAAGGUGCCCCCAGCCUCACUUGUUGGUAUGACUCACGGGCAGCUCUCUUCUGCGACUGGGACCCGGGCAGGGACCUGGCUGAAGCACCAUGCCAGCUGGAGAUUUUAUCAAAGAAAGGCUUUUGUGACAGCUCACUGGAGUUAUAUCCCUCACCUGAAAAACGCAGGAAGCACUGCAAAUUACCCAAGGCAGAGCAUAUGACAGGACUGAGGAGAUGCAUCAAAACCUUCAACCAAAAUGUUAAUAAUCAGUGCUUCACCAUUUCAGACCGUCUUAACUUGUCUGUCCAUUGCCACGCUGGAGAGAAUAAAACCAAAAUACCUGAGCAAAUAAAAAACUUCAAUCCAUUUGCAAAUAUAAAGCUGAGGCCUCCAGGAGACCUUCAGCUGGUUAACAUAACUGAAAACACCUCCAACCUAACAUGGAGCUUGAAUAUUUCCUCUCACUAUUUGGAUGGGAUGCGGGAGUACCAAGUGCGGUACCGACACGUGAGCCAGUCCUGGGAGGAGGCUGCAAACUUGCCCAUUGAACAGGACCAGAUGUGGGCAAAUUUUGAGAGACUCUCACCCAACUCUAAAUAUGAGGCAGCUGUCCGUGCAAGGCCAAGUGCGAGGAGCACAUACAAAGGCACGUGGAGUGACUGGAGCAAGCCAGUCCUGUGGAGGACACACGCUGACCAUAAGGGAACAUCCCAGCCAGUCCUGCCAGUCCUGAUAGUGAGCACUUUCAUCUUUGUGAUCAUUGGGACUGCCUUCCUCAUUAACUUACGGGCCCUGAAAUGGUUUAAGAAGAUCCUGAAGAUUCACAUCCCAGACCCUGAGAAGUUUUUUCCCCCACUUGUUUCGGUUCAUGGAGGUGACAUUCAGAAAUGGCUCUCCUCCCCAUUCUCCACAUCUUCCUACUGUGUGAACAGCACAAUCCCAGAGAUCUCCAUGCUCGAGGUGAUGCAGAAGAAUGACCAGGAAUCCCGGUUUCUACUUUCCAAGGGAGCCCUGACUCCUGAUCCUCCCAUAGAAACCAGUGUCCACUCUGGAUCCAGCUGCUUCACCAACCAAGGCUACUUCUUCUUCCACCUUUCCAACUCCUUUGAGAUCGAGCCCUGUCAGGUCUACUUCACCUAUGAGCCUUUCAGCCAGGAGGGCAGUGGCAGCAGGGAUGGCGACUGUUACCAGGCUCUCCCCUCUCCAGACCUCUGCACACUGGCAGAGGACAUGAAUGUGUUGCCCAACAACUUCUUUCACUGUAUUGAGGCAGCCCAGGGCUCCCAAAAGAGCUCCUUCAUGGAAGAGACAGAAGGUGAAGCCCAGCAGGCCAUGGCUGUUCCUGGGGCUCUCCAGUCGAGGGAAGGCACUUCACCAACACCGCUUCUGGAACAGGAUGAGAAGGUGCUGGACAAAGCAGUUUCACAACCACCUGAGGCCAUGUGCCAGCUGGAGACUGACUUUCCUGACCCACUGGAGCUGCAGGACAACGACACUGUCAGUGUAACGGAGGGCAGUGGGAAGGGGGGGCCUCCAGCUGACCCCUGCACACCAGCAGCAAAUGCUGCCUAUUCCUUCUCCCAGUCUCCACCUCCAACGCAAAGACAGGAUGAGGAGCCAUGCAAAACAGCCUUCUCCAGCCAGGUCCCAAACACUGGUGCCUACCUUUCUCUGAGGGACCUCCAAAGCCAGUACAGCCAUUGUUCUGUCUAGGAUCUGCCUGGAGGAGACCCACAGGUGGGAAAGGCCACCUCUGCAGGGAAGGCUGGAUGGACAGUUUCUCUCCUCAGGACAUGAAUGUAACUUCAGCAUCAAUCCCAUUGGGACUGCUCACUAACAAGGCUGGAGAACACAGCCCAACGAGGUCUUACCUUCACAAGCAAAUCUGUUUUUCUGUUAGUGCUGGCUCCGAUGGCAUAGAAACUCCUCACACUUCUCAAGUGACACUCCAAACCUCACCAAUUCAUUUUUCCCUUCCCAGCUCCUGGUAGGAGACUGUGCCAGCAUUUCCAUGCUCUGCAUUUUGAUGUGAAAUAUCACUCAGCUUUGAGGCUGAGCAGGCAUAUGAUCAGUUUGCCUCAUACUGGCCUGAAAACCUCUAGUGGGACAGAGAAAUGCCUGAAGAUGUGGAUGUUAGAUUUUAUACAGGGACCAAUAGCACUGCCAGUCAGUGCUGGGGUUGAUGAUGAAACGGAUGAAGACAUCUCCUCCUGACUGACCAAAGGUGUGAUUUUUUUCUAUGAUGUCCUCCUUUAAGUUUUAAUCAGAGAUUACAUUCUAAGCUACUUGGUCCAGCUUUACACUUUAGAGUCUAGACCUUGGAGUCUCUAAGGUUGGCUCAGAGCCACAAAUGCACCAGCUGUCUAAGCAGUGCAGCACAAAAAAGAAAUCCCCAUUAUUGAGUUAAAAAUACUGGGGAAAUCCCCUCCCUCUCUUUCUUUCCUCCAGCUCUGAUGGUGGCAGUAAAAAGAACUCACACAAUUUCCCAUUCUUGCUACAAUAUUUUUCAUGAAAUCGAAAGCCUUUCUGCCCUGCUGGCAAACUACAGUUAUUUGACUAUGAUAAGCUGAUUGCAGAAUAGUUCAUCCCACAUCCUGUAUAAGUGGAAACAUCACAGCAGUGCUGCCCAUUCCUUCCACUGCUGAAGGGAAACCAUUGCUUAAUUAGCAGCAAAGAUGUGGUGAAUAAGCCCAGAAAACUAACCCACGAAUCAGUACCUUUACUGAAAAGAAAACCUCAAUCCAUUUGCAAAGAAUAGGGAUAGCACAGACUUCGUUUUUCUUCUUCCUCUACAUGCCCUGAUCUGGCUUAGAAAAAGCCACAGAAGAAAAUGGGUAAGGCAAAGGAAGAUCCCUGCAUUCACCAUUUGUACCAUCUGUCCAUUUUCUUGCCGUAUUUUUCACCUAAAAAGGGCUGUUCAGAGGAGUUGGGCCUACUUGUUGCUGGGAGGGCUUGGGGAACUAUUCCUCUCCUCUCAUCAGUUCCUUCACCAUCUGUCUCAAGACACAGACUGCUCCAUUGUGUCCAGGAGAAAACAGGAGACACAGCUUCCCAGAUAGGGAAGUACAAGGCUUUCCCAGCUGUUUCCUGUACUUUGAGAAUCUUCCCAGAUGGACUUUGAAAAUCCUCCCAGAGACACUGACUCCCUUGCCUCUGAUUGGCAGUUUGCUAUCUUACAUGGGCCAAGGAUCCAAGCUGCACUGUCUCCAUGUAGACUUUCUUAAGCUUUUCUAUUUUCCUUCUUAGAAUCAUUAAGGUUGGAAAAGACCUUCAAGAUUAUCUAGUCCAAAUUUUGACUGAAUACUACCAUGCCCACUAAACUAUACUGCAAAGUGCCACAUCUACUUGUUUUCCGAACACUUCCAAAGAUGGUGACUCCACCACUUUCCUGGAGAGCCUAUUCCAAUGUUUAACCACUCUUUCAGUGGAGAAAUUUUUCCUGAUAUCCAACUUGAACUUCCCCUGGUGCAAUUUGAAGUAUUUUCCUCUUGAUCUAUCACUUGUUAUCUGGAAGAAGAGACUGACCUCUACCUUACCACAACUUUCUCUCAGAGAGUUGUAGAGAGCAAUAAAAUUACCCUUGAACCUUCUUUUCUGCAGGCUAAACAGACCCACCAAUCCCUCAGCUUGUGUUCCAGACCCUUCACCAUCUCCAUUGCCUUUCUCUGGACAUGCUCCAGCACCUCAACGUCCUUCCUGUGUUGAGCAUCCCAAAACUGAACACAGGAUCUGAGGUGUGGCCUCUGUACAGGGGGAUGAUCCCUUUCCUGGCCCUGCUGGCCACACCAUUCCUGGUACAAGCCAGGAUGUCAUCAGCAUUCUUGGCCCCCUGGGCACACCUGGCUCGUGUUCAACCAGCACCCCCAGGUCCUCUCCCACUGGGCAGCUUUGCAGCCACUCUUCCCCCAGUCUGCAGCACUGCAUGGUGCUGUUGCCACCCUGUUGCUAACAGGACCUGGUACCUUGUUGAACCUCAUACCAUUGGUCUUGGCUCAUCAAUCCAGCCUGUCCAGACCCUUCUGCAGAGCCUUCCUACCCUGCAACAGAUCAACACUUCUCCCCAGCUCGGUGUCAUCUGCAAACUGAAUAAAGGGGAGUCCUCGAUCCCCUUCCCUAGAUUUUCAACAGAAGUUAAACAUCUGGCCCCUAUACUAAGCCUUGUGGAACACCACUGGCUGCCAAGUGGAUUUAACUCCAAUCACCACAACUCUGGGUUUGUCCAUGCAGCCAGUGUUUUACCCAGCAAAGAGUACACACAUCCAUGCCAUGGGCUGCCAGUUUCUCCAGGACAAUGCUGUGGUAAGAUAGUGUAAAAGGUUUCACUAAAGAUUAGGUAGACACCAUCCACAGCCUUUCCCUCUUCUGCUAAGCAAAGUUCACCCUGUCAUAGAAGGAGAACAGGCUGGUCAAGCAGGACAAGCUUUUCCUAAACCCAUGCUGGCUGGGCUUGAUCCCUUUGUUGUUCUGCACCUGCCAUGUGAUGGCACUCAAGGUGACCUGUGCCAUGAUCUUCUGUGGCACGAAGAUCAGGUUGGUGGGCCUGUAGUUCUCAGAACUUCCUUCCAGCCCUUUUUGAAGAUGGAUAUCACACUGGCUAACCUCCAGUCACCUGGGACCUCUCUGGCUAGCCAGGACUGCUGAUAGAUGAUGGAAAGUGGCUUAGCGAGCUCUUCUGCCAGUUUUCUCAGUGCCCUUGGGUGGAUCCCAUCCAGCCCAAAAAAUAUGGGAGUGUCUAAGUGGCACAGCUGGUCACUAACUACUUCCUCCUGGAUUAUAGGGGGUUUAUUCUGCUCCCUGUCUUUGUAUUUUAGCUCAGGGGGGUGGGUACCCUGGGGACAUCUGGUCUUUCUGUUAGAGACUGAGGCAAAGAAGGCAUUAAGCUCAGCCUCAUCCUUAAUGACAAUAUUCCCCUGCCAAGACAAAUAAAGGAUGGAGCUUCUCCUUGAUCCUCUUUUUGUUAUUAAUGUAUUUGAUAUUUUUGAUAACAGUAGCUAGAUUGAGUUCUAGCUGGACUUUCUCCUUUCUAAUUUUCUCUCUGCAGGACCAAACUAUAUAUCCGUACUCUUACUGAGUAUAUCUUGCUGCUAAGAUGAGUACAAAAAUCCAGAUUAGCUUUUUUGUAAAUAAAGAAAAUAUUAAGUAA